Molecule: messenger RNA, 3000 nt
Organism: Sordaria macrospora k-hell
Lineage: Eukaryota; Fungi; Ascomycota; Sordariomycetes; Sordariales; Sordariaceae
Source: RefSeq, a predicted model, not a curated record
AUGGCUCCCCUAGCCAGCGAACCUCGCCAAAUGCGAGUGGUCCUCAACCUUCCCAAGCGCAAAGCUGUCUACACCCUCGUCGUCGAAAUCACAGAUUGGAUGCGAUCCCAGCUUCUUCUCAAAAAUCCCAACCAGGCCAACUACAACAACACCUCCCGCCAACCCAUUUCCGGCAGCGGCGGCCACUCCCUCCUCGGCGAUCUUGACGACAGCUAUAACCGAAGCCAAAAUGGUCCCCCCUUACCUUCCAGACCCAGCCCCGGCGGCACCAGCAACAACCCACGCUCCCACUCCGGCUACAACACUGGUAGUGGAAGCGACCGCAUCACCCCCCUCCGCACCGCCACCCUCGCCCACUUCGACACCUGGCGCACCGCCCUCCUUUCCUCAUUAAAAGACCUUCUCACCCCCGCCGACACUUCCCAGGAAAUUUCCUCCCGGCAGGAGCGCUCCGCUCGUCUCGCCCGUCUGAAAGUCGACUCCCCCGCUCCCGGCGAGAACCUGAUUGACUUCGGCGACCUGUUAGGUCCCGUCGCCGCCGCUGAGGACGGAAAAGCUGUCGCCCUGCAGAAAAGAAAGAAAGAAGUUGAGGCUUUACAAACCCGUUACCACGCCAUCCCCACCCGUCUGCUAACGAUCACGCAAGAAGACCGCGAGGAAGUCGUGGUUUGUCUUUUGUUAUUGUUGCUAGCGGCUAGUGGGAAGUAUCAAGCCGAAAGCAGGACGUUUUUGGUUUAUCUGUGCUCUGCCCUGGAGCUGCCGCUUUCGUUUUUGAAUGGACAGGAGGCCGAAGUCGCUACUUCCCUUGUUGAGAGCUCCAAGUCUCCUGAAGCUCAGCAAAUGUCAGCUGCUAAAGAAGCCGAAGAGCGGAAGAAGGCUAAUCAGACGGGAAGGAUGUGGAAAGUUGGUCUUGCGAGUGUCGCAGGGGCGGCGAUUAUUGGUGUGACUGGUGGACUGGCGGCGCCGGCUGUGGCGGGUGUUAUUGGCGGCUUGAUGGGCAGUGUUGGACUGGGCGGCGUGGCGAGUUUCUUGGGUGUGUUUUGGAUGAACGGUGCGUUGGUAGGAACGCUGUUCGGUGCGCUGGGCGCGCAGAUGACGGGCGAGAUGGUGGAUCAGUAUGCGCGGGAGGUUGAGGACUUUGCUUUUUUGCCGUUGUCUUCUUCCUCUACGAACCAGGAAAGGCUGAGGUUGACGAUUGGCAUCAACGGGUGGUUGACCGAGUCGCUGUCUUCUUUGACGCACCCCUGGCAAGCGCUGUCGCCGAAAUCGUCCAACUUGUUUGCUCUCAGGUAUGAAGUCGCGGCGAUGCUGAACCUGGGCAAUGCUCUGCGGACAAUGGUCACCAGCGCGGCGUGGACGUACAUCAAGGUAGAACUGCUCAAGCGCACGGUGUUGGCGACGCUGUGGUCUGCUCUUUGGCCGAUUAGCUUGCUGUCCAUGGCCUCGGCGCUUGAUAAUCCCUUUUCGCUGGCGAAGAACCGGUCUGAGAAGGCGGGCAAGAUCCUUGCGGAUGCCCUGAUUAAUCGCGUCCAGGGCGAGCGGCCCGUUACUUUAAUCGGGUAUUCUUUGGGCGCAAGGGUUAUCUACUCUUGCUUGCGCACACUAGCGGAGCGAAGGGCGUUCGGGCUCGUCGACGAGGUCAUUCUGAUCGGUGCGCCCGUGCCAAGCGACAGGGAUGCGUGGGAGAUGAUGAGGAGCGUGGUCAGCGGCAAGCUUUGGAAUGUGUGCUCGGGAAACGAUUACCUAUUGGGAUUUAUUUACCGGACGAGUUCCAUCCAGCUGGGCGUGGCGGGAUUGCAGGAGAUUAAAGGGAUUGAGGGCGUGGAGAAUCUGGAUCUGACGGGGACUGUCAAGGGACAUAUGCGGUAUCCGGAGAUCUUGGGCAAGAUUCUGGAGAAGUGUGGUGUGGAGAUUAAGGAUGGGUUUGGAGGCGAGAUUGAGGUCGAGCAGGACCUUACGAGAGAGGAGGAGAUUGUUUUGGCGGAUAUGGAGGCUCAGGGAAAGAUUCCUGCCUCUGCUCCUGCUACAAAGAAGGGGAACCAUGGAGGCGGGUUGAUUGACUUUGGGGAAGAUGAGCCUCAGCAGCAGCAUCAUGCUCCGCCGCCGAGGUAUGGAGUGAUGGAUCCGCAUGCUUCUUCCUCGAGGCCGGUGAUGAAGCAGCAGCAGCAGCAACAACAGCAACAAGCACCGCCGCAACCACCGAGACCUCAACCUCAACGGAAUACAAUGACCAGCAGCAGCAACCCCCUGGGCAACUCUGGCUCAUCGUCAUCAAAGCCCGCGGAUGAUGACUUCUUCAGCCAACUCCUUUCCGGCCCAUUCUACAAGUCCAAGUCUACCAGUACUGCUUCCACCCGUCCCUCAUCAUCAAACAUCGCUUCCGCCCAGGGUCAGAGGCCCCAACCACCCCUCCGCCCCCCGACAUCCGCAUCCACAUCCUCCGCUUUAUCCGACUUGACCGCACUCUCCAUAUCUCCUCAGAAACCCGCCUCUCCCACCACCAUGGCCACGACGGCCUUCCCCUCGCAACCCUCGCAACCCUCAAAACCAUCCACCUCAACCUCAACCUCAACAUCAACCUCGAAAAAGAACCCCCACCUCCUCGCCACCCUCCUCCUCCCCUCAGACCAACAACAAAAACCCCUUGGCCGCUCAACCACCACAUCCACCGGUUCCGAUUUCUCUGCCGUUCGCGAAGUGCCGGCUAUUCAGCGCGCUAAUACUGCGCCGCCGAAACCGGAGAUUCCCAGGGAUAUUCCACUUGUCGGUACCAGCAGCGGUAUUAGCGGCGGUAUCAACAGCGGUAUCGGCGGUAUGCUGAGGCCUUCACUCCCGCAGCAGUCCAAGUCCGAGCCAGUUGUCCCAGUGGUGGUGGAUGAUAGUGAUGAUGAAGGGUAUGGAAUCAAGAUGGUUGAUAAUGAUAGUGAUGGGGAGUUAGAGUUUGCGGAACCUAUUCCUAUGAAAGAGAAUGAGGAACAUGGGUAUGGUGGUUGGAGAUGA